Messenger RNA from Alternaria incomplexa, 2169 nucleotides. It is a transcript of the gene DBP8, whose product is annotated as putative RNA helicase. Gene Ontology annotation, molecular function: ATP binding; RNA helicase activity; nucleic acid binding. The record is from RefSeq and is a predicted model, not a curated record. The transcript has 3 exons. Lineage: Eukaryota; Fungi; Ascomycota; Dothideomycetes; Pleosporales; Pleosporaceae. The coding region runs from base 1 to 2169 and encodes 722 amino acids.
AUGGCCAUUUGGCGUGGCUACAAAGAAGUGAAGGAUUCAGCAGGUUGGGCCGCACUUGUCUUCGCUGGCAUGGGCAUAUACCGGUUCUGCAAGUACCGAGUUGGUUUCGAUAAAGAUGCCAUGCGCCGGCUACGGAAUCUGCGAAAACGUCUCGAAGUCGCGGCCGAUACCCUGCAUCCCCAUUGGCGCCAGCUUUUGUCCAUAGUAGGCGAAUCGCAAACCCUUCAAUACCCUGGCCAUCCGCACGACUGGGUAGUCUUCGAAGACGGAUCAGAUCCUGUGCCACUGCGCCAAACGUAUCUGCUCCAAGACCCUUACUUUGCUUUCGAACACAUCGACGAGUCGAUCAUCGAUGAAUCAGUUUGGGGAUGCGAAGACCCACGCUGGACACCACAGUCGAGCGCAGUGGCGAGACCAGGCGGAGCCUACAUCUGCGCUUUGUGUAACGAGCCGCAGUCCGACAAACCGCAAGACAACUCCUGUUUCUGCUUCCCAACCCUAUUCGGUUGUGUAAAGCGCAAGCCACCGCCUGUUCAGAUCCUGCGGACUUCCGAUGGCAGAAACAACGGUCUGGCCGCAUUGACCUCCUUCGACCGUGGUACAGCAAUUGGAGAGCUGGUAGGCCUGAUCACAAACGCCAUGGCGACUUCCGAUUACAGCGAGUCCGGCGCGUCAGACCAGGAGAUACUCGAGGCGCAAUAUGGGGCCAGAAAGAGAAGGAGACUGUCACCUACCGAGCCCGAGAGUUCAGCUUCCGAGGCUGAAGCUGAGAAGCCGCUGCCAGUAGCAGCACCAACGAUCUCGCGCAUCAAAGCCAAACAGCAAGACAAGUCGACGAAUACCGCCAGUUCUGCACCCAAAGUCAACCCGAAGCUGGAUUUUGCCACGCUCAAUGUAGCACCAUGGCUCUGCACUUCUUUGGCCAGCAUGGGAAUCAAGCGCCCAACGGGCAUCCAGGCCUCGUGUAUCCCUGAGAUCCUCAAGGGGAAGGACUGUAUUGGUGGAUCGAGGACCGGUACAGGUAAAACUGUAGCGUUCUCUGUGCCGAUAAUGCAGAAAUGGGCGGAGGAUCCAAGCGGCAUCUUUGCCGUUAUUGUCACACCCACCCGCGAGCUCGCGAUCCAGAUUUACGAACAAGUGAAGGCAAUCUCAGCGCCGCAAUCUAUGAAACCCAUUCUCAUCACCGGAGGAUCAGACCAGCGGUCCCAAGCCAUCGCUCUCGCUUCGCGCCCUCACGUUGUAAUCGCGACACCAGGCCGUCUAGCAGAGCACAUCCGCACCUCAGGCGAAGACACCAUCUGCGGCCUCCGCCGCGUCCGGUUCGUCGUCUUCGACGAAGCCGACCGCCUACUCGCCCCAGGAAAAGGCUCCAUGCUUCCCGAUCUCGAGACGUGCCUCUUCGCGCUACCCCCCAAAGAAACGAGGCAAACCCUUUUAUUCACGGCGACCGUAACGCCAGAGGUUCUAGCGCUGAAAUCGCAACCGCGCGCACCGGGUCGUCUUCCCAUCUUCGUGUCUGAAGUCGAUACAGAGGAUCUGGCAAUCCCACCAAAGCUACAGCAGAGAUACCUCCAAACGCCUGUCACGCACAAAGAAUGCUAUCUGCACGUCCUCUUGAACACGCCCGAGAACAGCAAAAAGAGCGUCAUAAUCUUCUGCAACCGAACCAAAACAGCCACCCUACUAGAAUACAUGCUCCGUCUCCUCGCCCACCGCGUAACAGCCCUCCACUCGGGCCUCAAGCAAAACGACCGCGUAGGCAACCUCGCUCGCUUCCGCGCACAAGCCGCUAGAAUCCUAGUCGCCACCGACGUCGCAGCCCGCGGUCUAGAUAUCCCAGAGGUAGCUCUCGUUAUCAAUUUCGACGUGCCCCGUGACCCAGACGAUUACAUCCAUCGUGUUGGUCGUACGGCGCGUGCGGGCCGUGUGGGAACGAGCAUCACGUUGAUUGGACAGAGGGAUGUGGAGUUGAUUCUGGCGAUUGAAGCAAGGGUGGGCAAGAAGAUGGAGGAGUUUGAGGAGGAGGGUGUUAGUGUUGAGGGGAGGGUGGUGAGGGAUGCGCUUAAGCCUGUUACGGAGAAGAAGAGGGAGGCGCUGUUGAGUAUUGAGGAGGGGAGGGAUGUGCUGGGGAAGCGCAAGGUGGGUAUGCAGAGGAAGCGGGCGGAAUAG